Molecule: messenger RNA, 501 nt
Organism: Striga asiatica
Lineage: Eukaryota; Viridiplantae; Streptophyta; Magnoliopsida; Lamiales; Orobanchaceae
Source: the annotation of a GenBank genome assembly
AUGGAAUCGCCUUUCGCAAUCCCGCCUGCGCAUAUAGGGAUUUCGCAAGCCCGCUUGCCAGUACCGAAAUACGUAUCCCGAAAAUUCACAGGAAAUAAUCCUCGAAAUUCGUCAAAGUGCAAAAUAAAAGCUAGUCCCCAGUCGAACAACCGAAAAGAAGUGCCUGAAGAGAGCAUGUCAACAGGUCGUCGGAGAUAUGGCAGGGUUGAGUGCAACGAAGAUAAGAAGAAGGUUCAGGUCUUCACGUGCGGGUUUUUUCCAAGAGUCACGUCGCAACGACUGCUACUGUCCUUGCCGGCCAUUUUGCUGCUUCUGGAGGCGAAGAUCGACAGAGAUUUGUGGAAGGGCGUCUGUGUCGGCGGUUGCAGCUUCAGUAUGACUGUUUCCGAGAAGAAACCAAACGAAAACAUACCUGUCUCUCUCCAUGAUCUAUCGCCAGAGUCGCCGAUCAUCGAAGAACUGCCAGAAUCCGGUCGCCUCAGUAACGCGAUGAAAAAGCAC